AUGGAUACCUCUCCCUCCAAAAAACAUCCAGUUAAAAAACGGGUGAAAAUACAUCCCAACACUGUGAUGGUGAAAUAUACUUCUCAUUAUCCCCAGCCUGGGGAUGAUGGAUAUGAAGAAAUCAAUGAAGACUAUGGAAAUUUUAUGGAAGAAAAUCCAAAGAAAGGCCUACUGAGUGAAAUGAAAAGAAAAGGAAGAACUUUCUUUGGAACCAUGGAUACUCGACCUCCACCAACGGAAGACCCAAUGACGGAUGAUAUUGGACAAUUCCAGAGCUUUGCAGAAAAAAACAUUUUUCAAUCCAGAAAAAUGUGGAUAGUGCUGUUUGGAUCUGCUUUGGCUCAUGGAUGUGUAGCUCUUAUCACUAGGCUUGUUUCUGACCGUUCUAAAGUUCCAUCUCUAGAACUGAUUUUUAUCCGUUCUGUCUUGCAGGUCUUGUCUGUGUUAGUUGUGUGUUACUACCAGGAGGCACCCUUUGGACCCAGUGGAUACAGAUUACGACUCUUCUUUUAUGGUGUAUGCAACGUCAUUUCUAUCACCUGUGCUUAUACAUCAUUUUCAAUAGUUCCUCCCAGCAAUGGGACCACUAUGUGGAGAGCCACAACCACAGUCUUCAGUGCCAUUCUGGCUUUUUUACUUGUGGAUGAGAAAAUGGCUUAUGUUGACAUGGCUACUGUUGUUUGCAGCAUCUUAGGUGUUUGUCUUGUCAUGAUCCCCAACAUUGUUGAUGAAGACAAUUCUUUGUUAAAUGCCUGGAAAGAAGCCUUUGGGUAUACUAUGACUGUGAUGGCUGGACUGACCACUGCUCUUUCCAUGAUAGUAUACAGAUCCAUUAAAGAGAAGAUUAGCAUGUGGACUGCACUAUUUACCUUUGGUUGGACUGGGACAAUCUGGGGAAUAUCUACUAUGUUUGUUCUUCAAGAACCCAUCAUCCCACUAGAUGGAGAAACCUGGAGCUACCUCAUUGCCAUAUGUGUCUGUUCUACUGCAGCAUUCUUAGGAGUUUAUUAUGCCUUGGACAAAUUCCAUCCAGCUUUGGUCAGCACAGUGCAACACCUGGAGAUUGUAGUAGCUAUGGUCUUGCAGCUUCUAGUGUUACACAUAUUUCCUAGUGUCUAUGAUGUUUUUGGAGGGGUAAUCAUUAUGAUUAGUGUUUUUGUCCUUGCUGGUUAUAAACUUUAUUGGAGGAAUUUAAGAAGGCAGGAUUAUCAGGAAAUCCUAGACUCUCCCAUCAAGUGA
This is a messenger RNA of Puma concolor (puma), 1239 nucleotides long. RefSeq names its product solute carrier family 35 member G2 (gene SLC35G2). Gene Ontology annotation, cellular component: plasma membrane. NCBI's taxonomy places the organism in Eukaryota, Metazoa, Chordata, Mammalia, Carnivora, Felidae. The record is from RefSeq and is a predicted model, not a curated record.